UCCCGGAUGUGUCCACAGAAUGCAAAUGAAGAUGUCUAAAUAUGAGAGUAGCGCGUGAAGACCUUUUUUCGAACGCGUUUUCAUCAUGUAAUUGCAAAAGAUGCUUUCCAUUCGCCAUGCUAACGGCUUCGAGAGUUUCUGCGUGAGGUUCGCACUUGAGAAUUUUUUCCCGAUCGGUGCAUAAUCAAGCAAAAGUUGAGCAUCAAAAGCCAGGUCUUGCCGGCUUCGGCAGAUAGUGAAACAAAUCGGUCGCGUGCUUUUGUUUAGUUGCUGUGCAAGGAGUGGGUGAAUUCAUUAGAGACUAGAUUGAACUUGUUUCCAAUUACAGCUGGAAAUACCAAGAUGAAAUCUGACAGCUCAGACAAAUCGGAAAGUUGCUGUGAUGACAGCGAUGAUGAGAACAAAGACCAGGAACAUGUUCCAGUCAUAUCAUCAACUAGCACAACRGAAGAUGAGCCAUCAUAUGAACACAUUGCAGAAAACAUAUAUCUUAUUAAUAAGAAAAAACAUAUUAAUAAAGAAGUCCGUAAGAUGACAUGUGAAUGUGAAYCUGAUGAUGGUGAACCUUGUGGAGAAAACUGUCUAAACAGAUUGUUGAUGAUAGAAUGUAAUCAUAGAUGCCCAUGUGGAGAUCAAUGCACAAACAAGAGAUUCCAACAGGGCUGCAAAGUUAAAAUAGAAGUUUUCAAAACAGAGAARAAAGGAUGGGGAGUGAAAACACUUGAAGACUUGGCAGAAAACCAAUUUGUAAUAGAGUACUGUGGUGAAGUUAUGAACUAUAGAGACUUUCAGAAAAGAGCUGAGCAGUACGAUCGUCAAAARCGUAGACACUACUAUUUUAUGACACUAAGGGCAGAUGAGAUUAUUGAUGCUACAUUCAAAGGAAGUCUAUCACGUUUUGUAAACCAUAGUUGUGAUCCCAAUUGCGUAACACAAAAGUGGACGGUGAAUGGUYUGCUAAGGAUUGGAUUCUUCACACUGCGUAAAAUUCCUGCAGGUGAAGAGCUAACAUUUGAUUACCAGUUACAAAGAUAUGGGAAAGUAGCUCAGACUUGUUACUGUGAAGCUUUCAAUUGCCGUGGAAUCAUUGGAGGAGAGAAACAYACUCCACUCAAGAAUGCCAUUGAAAAGAUAGUAACUGCAUCAACCAGUUCCCCAAGGAGAAAUAGAAGGAAAAUUGGAAGAAGCUUAGAAAAUGACUUUGAUGAUAUGUCGAUUGAAGAGGAGCUAGAACGACUGAUAGGCGACCAUCAUGGUAUGACACAUGGUGAYCAGGCACUAAAACUGUCCAGAUUGAUGGUUAGAGCAGAGACAACACCACAGCGAAUCAUGUUACUAAAGGUUUUGCAGAACACAACCGACCAGAAUUGUCUCAAAGCGUUUCUACGGUUCCAGGGUUUACUGUUGCUAUGGAGCUGGAUGGUUGAUGCUGGUUCCAAACCUGCAGUGAAGCUACAACUCGAGCUUCUUGCAACAUUAAAAGAUCUCCCGGUUACAAGUAAAAACCAGCUUGAAGACAGUAAAGUGAUGCGUAUCGUGAACAAAUGGGCAUGCAAAGACAUGGCGGAACACGAAAUGCCGUCCUCRUGUAGCAGCCAAGAAGAAAAUCCCGAUGAUAAYGACACAACACUAACUCAAGACGACGUUGAAGCUUUAGAACGAUCAAAAAAGAAACUAGGUCCAUUCCGACAGCUUUCUAGUCCUGGUUCGUCGAUAAAAGGAAUUAUGGACGAUGAUAGCUUGGACAGUAAGAAAGCUGACAAGUCGCCGGAUGAUUUAUCUGAAGAUGACGGGAAAUCUACCGAGGAUGAACAGUCGUUACUUUCAGAAGAAGAUGGCGAUUCUAAUGUUGGCUCUCAAGCGUAUGAACUGUUGAAACAGUGGAAAACUUUAAAGGAAGUUUACAGAAUUCCCAAAAAAUCUUCGAAACAAGCUGAGGUCGUUGCUACAAGUACAACUGGAAUUCCAGCUGCCAAGGUUAUGGAGCGAGACUACAGUGUUAUUGUCGUAAGUCAACCAGACUCUUCUGGAAACAUCGAAGACACUCAAAAAGACUCUUUUACCCCUCCCCCAUUGAUGUCAUUGGACGUACCAAUCAAAUCCCAAGGGGACCCCACUAAUGUCGAUCCAAUACAGAAAGAAAGUGAGAGGAAGGCGAUAUCUAGUACUACGUCGCAAGAUACGKCACAGGAAAAGAGUCACGCCGUCUCUAGUGUGUCACAUGCCGAUCCACCUGAGUCACGGCAUCAAGAAUUCGGUUAUAAGCAAAGGAUGGGUAAYGGUAUGGGUGACCAGGGGGGGUYUUUCAACACGCUAUGGACAUCACCCGGAAAAUCGAAAAAGUUUGGAAAGAAAACAAAAUGGAAARCAAAUACACUCCAGGCGUUCCCACCGUCACAAGUCGGUCCGCAUGGUAUACCGGGUAAUAUGAACCCCUUGGCGUUCAGCACUGCCGGYAAUGUAAGCAGUACUCAGGUACAAAACUGGCAGGGUGCUUCCCAGCUGUGGCAAAAAGGACCUCAGGAUCCCAGYCAAGGACCRCCGUUUUUUGGUUCCGCGGAACAGCUUGCGUACCAGCAGGGACAGUUUAGCCAGCAAACAUCAGUGGGGUCUGGCAAUAUGGCGCCUUGCAAUGUGCCWCCACCAAACCUAUCAAUUCCUCCAAACUUUCCUCUUAACAUACCUCCACCGAACUUCCCUCCUCCGCAACCAUUCGCUCCAUCAUCCUAUAUUCGACCACCUAUGAACGUGACAAGGUUCCCUAACGUACAACAAGGAAUACCACCACAGCAAAGCCCUUUUGUACCUAACUAUCCWCCACCACARGUACCCUUCCAGACUUACAGCUCUCCAUCACAAUAUAACGUAUCAAAAAYUGAUGAAUCAUCGUCAAAAAGACUUUACUCUCAACAAGAGGCUCUCGUCAAGACAGCGUCUCCGUUAAAGCARAGCGGUGGUACGCGGCGAUCUUCGUUGUCGCCGGCCAAACCUAAAAAAUCUACAAAUUUACCAGCGAAUUGGAAAACAGCUACAGAUCCACAGGGGAAUAUUUAUUAUUAUCAUACUGUAACAAGACAAACCCAGUGGGAAGUUCCCAAGGAAGAAGGCCACGACAUGGACAUAGAUACGCCAUCAGACGAAGAACUGUCGUACAAAAAGAAAAAACCGCGCACACCAAAAACGCCCCCAGGGACUCCCCCCAGGAGUCCGUUAACGUUCACGACGGCUGCUGCCGACACAACCCAAAAUAAAGGAAUGCUGUCGCAAUCUUCUGACCUAGCGUUCAAUCAUCCUGAAGGACAAAAACAGAAAAUGAAAGAAGCUUUUAGAAUUAAGUUAUCGAAUGUCGUAGUGAACAGUCUUAAUCCCUAUUACAAAGUAGACUGUAAGCAAGGUCGAAUAACAAACGCAGAUGACUUCAAAUACUUAGCUAGAAAAUUAACACAUGGUAUCAUGAAUAAAGAGCUUCAACACGUCAAGUCUGAGGAUGUACUACAGUGCAAUGAUUCAGUCAAAGUCAAAACCAAAGAGUACAUACGUAACUACAUGAGGAAAUACGAUGCCGUUUAUAAACGGUCAUAGCAGUUACACUGCAUAGGAACAUUUUACAAUUUUUUCGCUGUAUUAUGCRCUUGUUUUAAGGAAGGUUGUCGGGGAGAAUGAACAAGAUUGCACGUUGAUAAWGAUUCUUCAUUCAUUUACGUUAGUCAAUAUUGAAGGCUUCACUAAAUAAUGAUUGAUUAGAUUCGAUUUGGUUGUAUUGUUUCCCAUUUUCUAUAGCGAAAAAACAAAUAUAGWUUACCCAAAGUACCAUCCGAUCAUUCAUUCUCCCGACAACCGUUUUUWAAACUGGUGUAUUUCCAUUCAUAGCCUGUGCAAGGUAAUGUAGUCUCCAAUCUGCCUCCAUCGCCGAACAUUUUAUUAUUUUCUGUGUUAUUUGCAAUCACUUUUAUACUAUUGUCAAUAUAUUGUAAAUAUGUAAAUUCUUUUCGUUUGCACUCACGCUUGUAUUUUUUGUUUUGUUUUAUGAAUAUUUUGCGGUUUUUAGCUUUUUUGUACAUAAUUUUCAUCAGAAAAUUCUCAUUUCAUUCGCCACUUGCUUUCAUGAUUCAUUUUUAGUAAUUUAUAUUUUAUUUUAAAUGUUUUAUUGUGCUCUUUGGCUGGUCAUCUUUAGUGUUGGACACUUUUUAAACUUAGUGUUGUUAUUAGUACAUAGUAUUUUUAGAUCUUUGGUGGCUGUCCAUGAGAAAAAAACACGGAAAAAGCAUAGUGAAAACCUUCAAAUCUUGCACACUGCAAAUUCAUUCUCGUACCCCUGACCCUUCUCAAUUUCACCGAAGAAAAUCGAAGGCUGGAGACCAUGCCUGAAGACACAGAAUCUGAGUCGUGCCUGACUACAAUGUUGGCCUCACUCAAGCGUUGAAAAAUGUUACAAGAAGUGCGAGGUGCACCAUGGGAUUGACGAAUGUACAAACGAAGUCACGGAUGUUUUUCUUUCGUUUUCAGGCUUUUUUGAAAGAACAAGUAUAAAUUAUUAAAUUAUAGGUCUUUUAACAUAYUUAAGUAAGUAAGCAUCUAAUUUUUUGCUCAUCCAAAGAUUUGUUGGCUUUCCAAAGUGGUAAUUUCGUAACGAAACUUCGUCUUCCGUAGUUUUUGAAAGACAUCCGCCAUUUUGAUACUUUCAUCAGUACCAUGAUGCACUUCGACGACAAACACAUGACGUCAUUAAGCUAUUAGACCGUACAGAAUAUAAUAUCUUAUCGGAACCAAUCUUCAAAGAUUCAUUUUUCUUCAAAUAGAGAAGGGCCUAGGUUCGAGGAUGACAGUAAUUUUACUACCAAAACCGCGAAUUUAAAAUUCGUGAAAUAUUGCUUAAUUUUUACGAAAUUAAAUCAAGCCUUUCCAGGUUAGACUUUUCAUGCUUUUGGUACUAGAAUCUUUUGCUAUGGUUAACCCUUUGAAAAGUAUUUUUGUCAAUAUUUAAAAUGUUCUAAAACCACAUAUUACAUCCAUACACAAUACCUAAAUGCUGCAAAACAGCGGGUAAUGGCUUCUGGUAGGAAAAGAAUGAAACUGGCCGGAAAGGUCAAAUAUGUUAUUAGACUCAUUGAAAUGUUAAAUUAUCUGUGCCCAGUACGUAAAAAGAUUAAUAUAUAAAUUGUAUUGUUUGACUGUGAAGUAAAUAAUUUUUUCAUUUUAGUUUUUAAGUCAUUUGUGUAUUGUAAGCCAAUCACUUUUAUCACAUGCCAUGGCAAGAGACAGAAUAAAGUCAUUCAACAAUGUUGUUUAUGAAACUUGAA
Molecule: messenger RNA, 5300 nt
Organism: Exaiptasia diaphana
Lineage: Eukaryota; Metazoa; Cnidaria; Anthozoa; Actiniaria; Aiptasiidae
Product: histone-lysine N-methyltransferase SETD2
Exons: 23
Coding region: 343-3582 (1079 amino acids)
Biological process (GO): regulation of DNA-templated transcription
Cellular component (GO): chromosome; nucleus
Molecular function (GO): protein binding; histone H3K36 methyltransferase activity
Source: RefSeq, a predicted model, not a curated record